GUGUCCCUCGCCGUCGUUCAGUACAGCAUCCGUACCUGCGACUGUGACUAUCGAUUCCGGCAGGAUGACCGUCUAUUAUUAUUUGCUGUUCCUGUUGGGCGGCUGCCUUUGCAAUCCGGAUGCCAAGCGACUGUACGACGACUUGCUCAGCAACUACAACCGGCUCAUCCGACCCGUAAGCAACAACACCGACACCGUCUUGGUCAAGCUCGGGCUGAGGCUGUCGCAGCUCAUCGAGUUGAAUCUUAAGGAUCAGAUUUUGACUACAAACGUGUGGUUAGAACAUGAAUGGGAAGAUCACAAAUUCCAAUGGGAACCCCUGGAAUAUGGCGGUGUUCAGGAGCUAUACGUACCGUCGGAACACAUUUGGCUGCCGGAUAUUGUUCUUUAUAAUAAUGCUGACGGCGAAUACGUGAUCACUACAAUGACUAAAGCAGUGCUUCAUCAUUCCGGUAAAGUCAUGUGGACACCGCCGGCAAUCUUUAAGUCAUCGUGUGAGAUCGAUGUUCGUUAUUUUCCAUUCGAUCAACAGACCUGCUUCAUGAAGUUUGGAUCAUGGACUUACGAUGGGAAUCAGAUAGAUUUGCAACAUAUGAGUCAAACGCAAGGCACCAACAAAGUCGAUUUGGGAAUUGAUUUAAGGGCUUAUUAUCCUAGCGUGGAAUGGGACAUUCUUGGCGUCCCGGCUGAGAGACAUGAAAAAUACUACUCUUGUUGUGCAGAGCCAUAUGUGGACAUAUUCUUCAAUAUAACUUUAAGACGGCGAACUUUGUUUUACACUGUAAAUUUGAUCGUUCCUUGUGUGGGGAUUUCAUACUUGUCGGUGUUAGUGUUCUACUUGCCCGCUGACUCAAAAGAGAAGAUAUCAUUGUGCAUCACCAUCUUAUUGUCCCAGACCAUGUUUUUCUUGCUAAUAUCUGAAAUCAUACCAUCCACGUCUUUGUCAUUGCCGCUACUUGGGAAAUAUCUCCUCUUUACUAUGUUGUUGGUUGCCCUAUGUGUUGUUGUCACUAUAGUUAUUAUAAACAUACAUUACAGACAACCGAGUACGCAUAAAAUACCAUCAUGGAUGCGUACGGUGUUUAUAAGAGCACUUCCGAAAUUACUUUUGAUGAGAGUACCUGAACAACUGCUUGUAGACUCAGCUAUGAAACAAAAACAGAUGAAGACGUGCAAGAAUUUGAAUCUAAAUUUGGCCAGAUUGAACGCAGCCAGCGUGGGAGCUACACUAAACGUGCCGCCGGUUCCAGUGUCUUCGCCGCCCAUAGGCCGACGGUCACCUACAGACUCAUUGCGUAGGUUCGUGGCUACGACAGGUCGUACAGGGUGUAACGGAUCUGCAGCAGCAGGCGCGGCUAGUCGGUUGGUAAAUGCCGCAGUGUCAUCCAUCGACGAUACACUCAACGACAUUCCGGCCGCUAUCAGGAAAAAAUAUCCUUUCGAGUUGGAAAAGGCCAUACACAACGUCAAGUUCAUACAGCAUCACUUGCAGCGUCAAGAUGAAUACAACACGGAAGAUCAAGAUUGGGGUUUUGUGGCUAUGGUGUUGGAUCGGUUGUUCUUGUGGAUAUUUACAGUGGCUUCAAUCAUGGGUACAGUGAUGAUUCUAUGUGAGGCACCAGCGCUUUACGACGACACUAAGCCCAUCGACCGAGAAAUAUCGUUCAUCGCUAAAAAACAAUUUUUCCCGUCUUCCGAUUAACUUAUAGUGAAUAUAUUACCGUUGUAAUAAUUCAUUUAAUUAAUAUCGCGGUUAUUCGAUUCAAUCAAAUAAAAAAAAAACGUUAAAACCUACAAAUAAUCCGUAUAGAGUCCCUCGGGCUAUUUGCGCCAAUUAUUGUGACAACUAGUGUUUUCAAUCUAAGUAAUUCAUUCAAAUCUAAAUGAGUCCAAUGUACAUUAUUGUAAACUAUAUAUAUUACCUACUAUAUCUACUGCCAAAGAAUUGUAGGACUAUCCCGGUAUGUUAGCAAGAUUUGUUUCAUCACUAAAACGAACAGAUUGUAUCACUAAUAACUAAUUUGAAUGUAACAUUAUAUUUUUUUGCUUUUAAUUUAAUGUUUAUAUUGUAAAAACCAAUAGUAAAUUAUCACUUGAUAAAUCAAACCCAACACGUACAAAUAAUUUCUGACACAUGAUAAAUAAUACUGUCAUACACUUAGCUUUCAAUAUUAUUUUAGUUUAGACGAAGUGGUAAUUUAACUUAAUGGUGCCGAUGACCAUCAUAAAACAAGGGAACACAUUUUAGAUAACACGAAGUGGAAUCGAAUAUACUUUAUUAAACCCAACUAAUAAUGAAUGUUUAAUUCAGUUAAUCAAACGAAAAAUAUUUUAUCCCUGUAAUACAAGAAAUAAGAGUUAUUUGAUUCGAGGACAUAAUUUACAUUUCAAUAACUUAAUAUUGUUAAGUCUCCUAAAAUGUGUCAUUUUAUUUUUAGAAAGUUUUGUUUUAACAAAUACUCAAUAUUGUUGUAUUACAAUUUCUUAAAAUCUUAUCAAUUGUUAUUUAAGAAAUAUCUAUUGCUGCAAAAUUUCGAAUAAUUUAUUUAUAAACAAAUACCUAAUUUAAAAUUAGUAUACUCGUAUAAGAAGUAAAUGUAUAUGUUCAUAUGAAUGUACGAAAAAAACAAAAAAUGUAGCAGUUAAGCGAGUUUAUAAUAUUAUCUAUAAUUUUUGAUUUUUUUUUACGCUUGUUCAAUAACUUUAAAUAAAAUACAAUUAGGAAAUAUACAAAUAAUUCGACUUAAAAGUCUGUCGACUAAAUUUGAGUUGGUUUGACAACUCUCUGUACUUUUCUUGUAAUAAUAUGUUAUUUUUUAAGCUUUUAUUAAUUAAUAGUAAUGCAUAAAUUAUUAUUUAAACGUUAUCCGAAAACAGUGUAUUGUAACUAUGUAUUAAUAAUCCAUCAAUUCUUUAGUAGCUAUUUCAUUUGCAAUUAAAUAUACUAUUGUGAUUUCUUCAAUUAACUCGUUUUUCGCAAACAUUUACCAUUUUAUUUUCAUUAAGGUUUUUGAGCUAAUAAUUCAAAUGCCGGCCGAAAAGCGUAUGUUAUAAAAACAUUGUCUUUUAACUGUUCUGACGGACAAUCAGUAACAAUCACAAAAUAACUCUUGUAAAUCUAUAAAAAGAGUUUGUAUUUUAUAAACAAAAUAAAACCUUUAGACUAGGGGCUGAAAAUGAAAAGAGUUAUGUAAACGGUUAGGAAAAAUAAUUAAUCCACACAGCAGUAACAUAUUUAAAA
Adelges cooleyi (spruce gall adelgid) is the source of this 3241-nucleotide messenger RNA. RefSeq names its product acetylcholine receptor subunit alpha-L1 (gene nAChRalpha2). The transcript has 8 exons. Lineage: Eukaryota; Metazoa; Arthropoda; Insecta; Hemiptera; Adelgidae. The record is from RefSeq and is a predicted model, not a curated record. Gene Ontology annotation, molecular function: transmembrane signaling receptor activity; acetylcholine-gated monoatomic cation-selective channel activity. Gene Ontology annotation, cellular component: neuron projection; synapse; postsynaptic membrane. Bases 65 to 1702 code for a protein of 545 amino acids. Gene Ontology annotation, biological process: regulation of membrane potential; nervous system process; signal transduction.